Syzygium oleosum is the source of this 2144-nucleotide messenger RNA. RefSeq lists its product as uncharacterized. NCBI's taxonomy places the organism in Eukaryota, Viridiplantae, Streptophyta, Magnoliopsida, Myrtales, Myrtaceae. The record is from RefSeq and is a predicted model, not a curated record. Bases 47 to 1816 code for a protein of 589 amino acids. The transcript has a single exon.
GUUUUGUCGUCCCCUCCUAGCCAAAGCAAACAUCACUCUGCUCCAAAUGCUGAACCAAGACCUGCUCUGCCUCUCCUUCUCUAGAACCCUGAACCCCCUGUUCCCUCCUCCCCUUCGCCUCCCAUGCUCCAGCCCCAUCUCCAAGAAGACCCUGUUCCUCAAACCAGAGCCCCGGUCACAGAGAUCCCUCUGCCUCGGCCUCUGCUCGCCCCAGUCGCCCCGCCGCCGCGAUGCCCGGGCGUUCGCGGGCAGGAGCAAGAAGAAGGGCGGAGGCCCGUCGCCAGGCCGCAUCGAGGGCGGCGCCGAUAUGCGGCGGGAGGCGAAGCGGAACGCCCGGUGGAGGAGCCGGAAGCUCGCCGAGUCCGUCUUCUACCGCCUCAAGAAGCCCAGCAAGAACCACGCCGACAACUUCUCCGAGGAAGAGCUGCAAGUGAUCGGCCAGGGAUAUGAUAGGAUGGUCAGGUUCAUGGAGAAGGACGACCCCAGUCUGCGGCACCCGCACGAUUGGUACAAGUACGGCGAAUUCGGGCCGUAUUCCUGGAGAGGGGUCGUGGUGGGUGACCCGAUACGAGGGAGGUUUUCGGACGAGCGCGUGACCAUCAUUAGCGAGGUCCGAGAUCACGAGGAGUGGGAGAAGAUUGAGCAGUUUGACAUGGCGGCGGAUUUUGGCAAGAGGAUGAAGGAAAUGGAUAAGAGUGUGGGGUUUAGGUACUUUUGGGUGUUCGUGAGACACCCGAAGUGGAGGCUUAGGGAAUCGCCAUGGCAACAGUGGACUUUGGUGGCCGAGGUAGUGUUGGAAGCCGGGAAACAGAGAUUGGAUAAGUGGAACUUGAUGGGUAGGCUUGGGAAUACGGCUCGGAACUUGAUUACCCGGUGUGCUGCAUGGAUGAGGCCCGAUAUAAUCUAUGUUAAGAGACCAGUAUAUCAAUGUAGGUUUGAGCCUCAGGACGAUUUCUUCCGGUUGCUGAUGCCUUUCCUUGAUCCCAGGACAGAGAGGGACUUUCUUUUCGAGGUGAAAAAUGGCGAUGGGACGGUCGAACUGUGUACUUAUUUCAAUGGCUUGUGCAAGAUUCUCAGGGCGAGUCCCAAGGCCUUUGUAGAUGAUGUGGUUAAGGCUUAUGAGAAGUCGAGUGACGAGAAGAAAAAUGAGUGUUUGGAGUUCUUGCUGACAAAUCAUCCUGCUGAGUUGUUGCAUCCAUAUACAAAGGAGUGGAAAGCUAAGUUGGAGGAGAUGGAAUUGGGUUGUGAUGCUCCUGACGAUGAAGAUGAAUGGAGUGGUAGUAAAAGUGACAAUGAGAUUGUAGAUUGGAUAGAGGAUGAUGGGAGUGGUGAUAGCGCUGAUGAUGACGAUGAGGAGGAGGAGGAGGAGGAAGGUGAUCGUGAUGAUACAGUGAUGGAGUUGGAAGAUGGUGGAGAUGAUGAAUCGGGUAUAGAAGAAGACAACUCCAACGAAGAAGAGGAUGAGAAGUAUUGGCAAGAGGAAUUUAAUAAGGCAGUGAACAACUCCGAACGAAUGGAAAAGUUAGUGAAGCGGAGCGUUGAAGUAACAACGGAACUCUAUAAGAAGCAAUUGAAGGAAAUGAAAGAUGGAGAUGAAACCGCAAUGAGAGGCGCAAGAACAAAAGUCAGUCCAGAAGAAUGGAAGAUAGCUGGUAUCGGCCCUUGGAGGAAGAGAAUUAGGAAGAGCAAGAUUCCUCCAGAACUAUUUCUGCGAUCAGCAGUUCGGCCGUUUACUUACAGGAAUCUCGUGAAAGAAGUUGUUCUGACUAGGCAUGCCAUUUUAGAUGGUGAUAUUGGAACAGAAAAGCCUGAAUAGGUUGUUUGACAUUGGGAUAAUAGCUUUUGCGCACCUCCUGCAAAAUAAGGAAUACCUUAUACGUUAGAUAUAAGGUACCGAGAGAUAUUUUGAGGGAAAUCUUAUGUUGAUACAAAAUGAGGUUCUAGCGAGUGGCAUGAUGUAGUAUAGGUGUUAUUUUGACUUAUAUUUGUGUUUUAAUUCUGUUUGAUAUUUAUCCUUUUUGAAGCCUUUGGCUAUAAUUUAAGUUGUUCUGUAGAAUUCAAAGGGCAACACUGUAGCCAUAUGGGUCCGCAAUGUGGAGGUAGUAUUUAUUUGGAGAUUGCUUGAAUGUCACUCUCUUUUGCUA